Molecule: messenger RNA, 1400 nt
Organism: Penaeus vannamei (Pacific white shrimp)
Lineage: Eukaryota; Metazoa; Arthropoda; Malacostraca; Decapoda; Penaeidae
Source: RefSeq, a predicted model, not a curated record
UCCCUCGGCGAGCAGGUCAUGGAACUCAGGAAGAAACAUGGAGAUAUAAUUUCAUGGCGUAUGGGGAGUCGAAUAUUCAUUUUCUUCUGCGAUCCGAAGAUCAUCAAAGCUGCUUUCUCCAAAAUGGAAUUCUCCGACAGACCCGAUUUCUACAGUUUUGACGUCUUCUCCAAUUUCAUUAAAGCCGGUCUGAGCAACAUCAACGGGCAGCUGUGGGUAAACAACCGGACCUUCGCCCUUCGCCACCUGAAGCAGCUGGGGAUGGGGAAGUCCUACUUGGAAGAGGCAGUGCAGUACGAAGCGGCCUGCAUGGUCAAGGACUUCAAGAAACACACCAAUAAAGUCGGACGCUUACCUUGGUCCCUCAGCGUGGCGAUCCUCAACGUCAUCUGGCAAAUGGCCGCAAACCAGCGCUUCGACGUGGACGACCCGAGAUGCAGAGAUUCAGCAAGGUCAUCAGGUCCCUCUUCGACGACUUCCAGGGCCCUGUGGUGUGGUUCGACCUCAUGCCCUGGCUCAUCCCCAUCACCCCGACCUUCGUCAAGAGGUGGAUGGGCAUUGAGCAGCUGCAGGAGAAGCUGCAGGAGAUUUUCGAGUACAUGGACAAUUCCAUCAAGGAGCACCAGGCCAAGUUGGACCCCCAGAAUCCCAAGGAUUACAUCGAUGCUUACUUGCUGGAGAUGGAGGAGCAGAAGAACAACCCCGAGUCGACCAUGAACCUUUUCGACCUGAAGAUCUGCAUGGUGGACCUGUUCACGGCGGGCAGCGAGACGACCUCGGCGACCAUCCGCUGGGCGCUGUUCCUGCUGGCGAAGCACCCCGAGAUGCAGGCGAAGGUGCAGAAGGAGAUCGACUCCGUGUUUCCCAGGGACGUCCUUCCCUCCGUUCAGCAGAGGAAUAGCUUGCCCUACCUGGAAGCCAUUUCCCUCGAGGUUCAUCGCUACGCCUCGAUCGCACGCUUGGGUUUCUUGCACUACUGCAACAAGGACACGGAGUUCAUGGGUUACACGAUUCCGAAGGGCGCUGUGCUGUCCCAACACCACGAGUGCUGCCACACGGACCCCGCCUACUGGGAGAAGCCGAACGAGUUCUACCCCGAGCACUUCCUCGACGGCCAGGGGAACCUCCUCACCAAGAAGGAGGGAUUCAUGCCCUUCUCUCUGGGUCGCCGCCAGUGCCCCGGGGAGCCGCUCGUCAGGAUGGAGCUGUUCGUGUUCCUCUCCGCCCUCCUGCAGAACUUCGUCUUCUCGGUCCCCAAGGGCGUGGAGCUGCUGCUGGAGAAGAACGCGCACGAUUCCUUCCUGAACAUGCCGAAGGACUUGGAAAUAAUGAUCACAGAGAGGCCGUGAGAGAGGAUUUCUCUCUCUCUCUCUUCUCUCCCUCAUCUCUCUCUCUUUCUC